GCACCCCGCGCAAACGUGGUGGAGUACUGUGGCCAGGCUGCUCCUCACGUCAUCCAGACAGACCCGCGAGGAGGAGGCGAGGAGCUCUAACGAGCUAAUAUGGCGGACCUCGAGGCCCCGUCCGGGCUGGCCCUUGUCCCGGGCGAAAAGAUCCUCGUGACCGUCGAGUCGGCACUGCCGGACAUCAUCGUCGUCACCUUCGAACACGGAGCCAAGACCUUCCAGGGUGCCUUGCUUGACGCCACCAAGAGAGGACUUCCUUGCGGGGUGCAACCACCAGAACCAGUGAGUGGUCCUGACGGCGAUAAACUUGCUUCGAUCGCGGCUCGCUUCAGUUAUUUUCAAGAAAAAAGGCACGCUCUAGCGGCGAAGGCCGAUCUUCGUAGGCAUAUAAAUCCUCCCGCGAGAUACAAAAAUGCCAGACCAACCGUUCGUCUUAGACCAAGGCAGGUGCUUUGCAGUAAAUGUAGAUCGAUUUGCAACGAAAAUAGCGAGAAUGUCGACGUCAGCAAAAAGCGGAAACACGAACCACAACCAUCGGAGCCAGUUGCAAUGCCAACGCGUCGAAGUGAUCGCCGAUGUGUUCAACAACCCACAUCGACACCACAGAAAAAUCAACGACGUUUACUUUCCGAUACGUCCAAAAUGAGGGCAUCUUUAAUUCCAAAAUUAUCCCGACUACAACCCAAUGAAUUGAACGCUGGUUCAAUGAAAGUCGCGUCGAAAGCAUGUUGGAGCGAGAGUGAAGAGACUUCGAAAAUAAAUGACGACGAACCAGUGGAAACGGAAGGCGUACCAAUGGAAUUGGAGAGUAAUCCAACAGCGGCAUAUUGUGCAACGCCACGAAGACUGAGUAGUUCAUCGGUUGAAAGUGCAAAGGUACCGGACGAAGAGGAGAAGAAAACAUUACUAGCGGCGGCUGAUUCGACAAUGCGACUUAAAACGGGUAGAAUACCAAGAAAAAAACGUUCAGUCGGCUCAAUGGAGGACCUUUGGGAUGAAUCAGUCUUUGAAGAUCUCACGAGGAUAGCAAAGACAACUCCAGUGAUAAAGAUCUCGUACGGAGCUCAGGGAGAGGGUACAGUAUUGAAAAUACCCUCCAAGUUACAGGAACCCUAUCAGCAUGAAGGUGGUGAUACCGAUCAGGACGACCUUCAACACGAGUCCGAUCGCGAUCCACUCGAAUUACCGAAAACAUUCGAGGGAACCGACGCCUAUUCAGCCGAUGCUGAGGAAGACGGUCAGGAGCAAGUCGAUCCUCAAAAGCAGGGCGUUAAGGACGCGAGUGCAAAGGCCGCCAAGAGGGCUUUGAAAAAGGCGAAAAAGGAAGCGAGAAGAAAAAUGCUCGGCGGCGUCUCUCCCGCGAGGUCACCUUGUAAUGGCUCGCCUAGGUAUAAUCCAAAUUACGAUCCCCUUUCGUAUCAUCGUCGGAAGCACAAAGUAAAGCACAAGAAGAAGCACAAGGAGGAGAGAAAGCACAAGAAUCAACAGCAAUCUUCGUGCCUCGACGACAGUGAGGAGAAUCAGCAAAAUUGGAAUGUUCUGCCGGUGGGAGGAGGAGGAGGUGGUGGCGGCGGUGGUGAUACUUAUACUGCGAUCAAAGAGCAAUGCCUCAAGCAAAAGCUCUCGAUCUCCCUCAAGAGACUGAAUACAAAUGCAUACGCGAGAUGCGACUAUCCAGUAAGUAAUGCAUCCUCAGGUUGCAAGAGUCCAGGUGCCAGUAGCGAUGAACUCAGUGAACAAGAGCCAGAAGUCGAUGCUGGUGAGACGGCACCUGAUUUUCCACCUCCUUCACAUCCAUUGGUGAUGCGACUCGCCGCCACACCAGUGCCACAUUGUUUAACUGCCAAUGGUCGACGAAUGGAUGUCGGCGAUGUUGUUUGGGGGAAAAUUCACGGUUUUCCCUGGUGGCCAGGCAAAGUUCUCAGCAUAACAGUGUCCUGUAAAGAAGAUGGUACAUCUUCGGGUCCACAGGCACAUGUUGCCUGGUACGGUUCGUCGACAAGUUCACUUAUGUCGUGUGACCAGCUUAGUCCAUUUUUAGAAACAUUCAAAACGCGGUAUAACAAAAAGAAAAGAGGUCCCUAUAAAGAAGCGAUUCGACAAGCACAAACAGAAGCCCGAAAUCAACUGACACCGAAUCCAGUGAAUCCUGCGAGUAGUGUGCUUAAUGUAUGCGGAUCGCCUCGUGAGGUGAAUGUUUUGUCAUAAAAAUGAGAAUUUCUCGUUAUUAUCUUACUGCCGAGAAUAUAUGUGUUAAACUGACGGAACGGAAUUGUAAUGUAAAAUAACUUUUGUACAUAAAAAAAAAUUUAGCGCUAGUAGUUUAUAAAAAAAAAAAAACAAAGUCGUCACUUUUACUGUUCACAUGGAAAAAUCUUCGUAUUAUUGGAAAACAAUUACUGUGAUAACGAAAGAAGUUCGCGCAAAAGACACACACACAGACACACCUACACACACUACGUAUAUACACAAUUUUCUUCAAAAAGCGCGCAACUUCAAGCAUUUUUUUCCAAUAUAAAUUGCCGGUAAUAAGAAAUUUUUCGAAGAUUAUAAUACUGAAACCACGUGUUUUAUAUAGAUGCUGAUUUCCCUUUUUUUCAUCAUCUAAAAAAGAUUCACCUAUUUUUAUACAUAAAUUUUAAUUUAUGCAAUCAUAUUUCUAGAUUCUUCUAGAAAAAAAAAUUGAACUUUUUUUUUUCGUUUGGAAAAAAAGAAGAAGGGUAGAAAUUAAAUUUUUACGCUAGA
Messenger RNA from Leptopilina heterotoma, 2748 nucleotides. RefSeq lists its product as uncharacterized. The record is from RefSeq and is a predicted model, not a curated record. Gene Ontology annotation, molecular function: chromatin binding. NCBI's taxonomy places the organism in Eukaryota, Metazoa, Arthropoda, Insecta, Hymenoptera, Figitidae. The coding region runs from base 100 to 2211 and encodes 703 amino acids. Gene Ontology annotation, cellular component: chromocenter; nucleus. The transcript has 6 exons.